CAAUAGAGCGGUGUAAUUUAUUAAGAAGAUAUUAUUGCAAAUGUUUAAGAGAUGCUGAAUUCAAUGCACUGACGUACAUAUUACUUAUUUUAGUGUUAUAAUUCCAUGCAUUUUGCUGUGAUUUAAGCCGGAAUCACCCUGGUCAAUAUUUUAACAGUUCAAACUCCAUUCCCAUAAAGCACUUUAUCAAUACGUGAGUCCUAACUAACACCACUUAGAGCAAAAAGUGUUACUGUGCAAGUGUAAAUGUCCCGGGGAGAGGGGUGUUUUCAUUGCAUCAAUACCACGCAACUAUCGUCUUGUGAGUCAUGGCCGUUGAUAUAUUUUUGUUAAAGUCCACGUCAGCCUUGAUGCUUGCAGGGAAACGUGUUGAUUUAAUUUGAUGACCGCUUCUAUGAUCUUCUAUGCCGAUCGCAGAGUUAUGAAUUUGCUCCUUUAGAAUCUGUUAAGAAAUUGAGCAGAAUGUGACGUGAUCCUGUUAGCUCGUGCUCUGUACGGUACAUGUGCAAUAGUCUACAGUAUAAUCUGCGCGUUCUUUCUGUACAUGUACGUAAUAAGAUAAAGGACUGGCAAGCACACUUAAAGUAAAAGAAGCAUUUUAAGUGUAGACUAAAACCUUAAUUGUUAGUAAUAAUAGUUUAGUGUAGUGUUUCCACCAUGUCUGCUGCCACCAUCGCUGCUGUAGGUCUGGCCUUGACAGGGGUGAUGAUGAACUUUGCCAUCCACAGGAUAGAGGAAGGUCACGUUGGUGUAUAUUACAGGGGUGGCGCCUUGCUGUCAGCCACCAGUGGUCCUGGGUACCACAUCAUGGUGCCGUUCAUCACCACAUUCAGAAGUGUGCAGACAACACUGCAAACUGACGAGGUGAAAAAUGUGCCUUGUGGAACCAGUGGGGGUGUCAUGAUUUAUUUUGACAGAAUUGAAGUUGUUAAUAUCUUACAACAAACUGCAGUUUCUGAAAUAGUCAAAAACUACACGGCAGACUACGACAAGACGUUAAUCUAUAAUAAAGUUCACCAUGAACUCAACCAGUUUUGUAGUGUCCAUACCCUUCAGGAAGUUUACAUAGAUUUAUUUGACCAAAUUGAUGAGAAUUUGAAAGUGGCUCUGCAGGCGGACCUCAAUGUCAUGGCGCCAGGGCUGAAGGUGCAGGCAGUCAGGGUGACGAAGCCAAAAAUCCCAGAACAGAUUCGGAAGAACUACGAAAGCAUUUGAAGCUAACAAAGGAAUAUUUGGAGCUGAUGAAAUACAAAGCUCUGACCACCAAUACCAAGGUGUUCUUUGGUACCGAUAUCCCCAGUAUGUUCCUGGAACCCACUGGUACUGGGGCCACAGUGGCUGCUGCCUCUGCUCAGGGGGAGAAGAAGGGUAAAAGUGCCUCCUAGUUUUUCCCAAACCUAAUGUGACCCCACUCCUGUGACAUUCCAUACUGGACCUGUGAGAGUCGCCUCAACAUAAAAGUGACUUUGUUAUCAGAUUGAAAACCAUUCAUCAUAAUGUUCAUGUCCAACUGUGUGAUGUAUAAUGUCAAAUGUCCAUUCAGUGCUAUACUCUGUGUGUCUCAGAAGAUAUUGGGUAAUUUGUGUGUGGUUGUAAAUAUUGACAGUUGAUUUUUCUUGAGCUUCUGAAGAAAAAUAUAUUUUUGGAUGUCUGUGGUAUCAUUUAAGGUUGUUUAGGUGUAUUUUGUUUUUGUGAUAAAGUUUUGAUUUGGUUGAUAGAAUGUUAAGAAUACUGCAUAAAUAUACUUGAUAUUAUUUAGAUGUUUCAUUGUAGUUUCUAGGAAUCUAAAUAUUGAAACAUGCCAUAUGAUUCUCCGGGGUAGAGUGUCACUGAUGAGAUGACAUAUAGACUUGAUAUGUUAACAUUGAAGAAUGAAAUGAGGCACAAGAGAUGCAAUUUACAAGCAGCAGUUCUGGUUGUGUCAGACAUAAUACCUUUAGUGUAUCUUGACUUGUAUUGUUAUGUCUAGUCAUUUGAUUGUUAUCAAAAACUAAAAGUUGUAGCCAUUACUUUGUUUUUUCAAUUAUAUUUUUAUCUUCAACUGCUAAGCCAUUGGUUAAUAAUAACAAUUAUUCAGAAUGGUGAAGAAGAAAAAGACCUAUUUCAUUCUUAAUACAUCGGUUUAUCAUUGUGUAUCAUACAGAGAUUCUUCCUUGUCGUAUUUAGUACCAGUAUCUUGUGUUAAACAUGUUACAUUUAUCAGUUUUAAUGUUUUAGCCUCUCUUAUAAAGGAAUAAGAACAAAAGGGCCUCUGUGAAUCCUUAUGUUUUAAGUCUGCUUCAAUUCUGUGUUAGAAAAAGUUCUAGCGUUUUAGAAAAAGAAUUCAAUGAAUGUUCCCAAUUCAACUAGGCAAUUCCUAUGAUUAGAUGUGGCAUUCAUGGGUUUCUCAAUAGUACUACGUAGUAAUAGUAUAGUGCUUAGUUUGUAGCCUUUUUGUAUAUUGGAUCAGAAUUAGUAGCUGCAUUAUUGAAGCUUGGCUUUUCAUUUAAUUGGUAUUUAAUAAUUAGGAAAAUAGAUCAUAGCCGUGUGCACAUUAAAUUCUUUCUAAAAUGUUCCUGAAGAUAAUAGUUUGUAGGUGAUGGUAUAGAGAAAAUCUUUAGAAUAUAACAGUGGAAUAAUUUCAUGCUUAUUAUCAUAUGUUUAUUUCUUUUUAUUUCCUUUUUCCAUUUGCAAGUAUUUUGUUAAUUGAUUGUUCUGUACAUUUGGCUAAAGAUGAUGUAUGGAAUUCUUCUUCUUAGAAAAAGAAAUAAAUAGAGUUAUACCAUUGUUUAAUAUGAAAUAAAAACUUCUUGAUUCAA
Molecule: messenger RNA, 2798 nt
Organism: Lingula anatina
Lineage: Eukaryota; Metazoa; Brachiopoda; Lingulata; Lingulida; Lingulidae
Product: erlin-2-B
Biological process (GO): SREBP signaling pathway
Cellular component (GO): endoplasmic reticulum membrane; endoplasmic reticulum
Molecular function (GO): ubiquitin protein ligase binding; cholesterol binding
Source: RefSeq, a predicted model, not a curated record